AUGCCUAUCCAAGCUGCCCCCGGAACCGUGGGCAACCUCACCCCAGAGCAGGAAGUCAAACUUCAGGAGUUUUGGGUCCUGCUGCUGAAGGUAUGCGGCGUUAACGUGGAGGGAAUUGAAACGAAUGGCGAUGUCGCCGCGCCCCCAAGCCCGUCGUCCCAGAAGAAAGCGGCACCAAAGCGGAGGUUCACCUUCUUUGGUGGAAAGAGCAAUGACGAGGAGGAGGACACCCCAACGAACGGUGUUACAAAUAGCAUUGCUUCCAUCAACAUCACCGAUGGAGAUGACAAGUAUGGACAGUCCAAAGAAUUCCAGCAAGCAAUUACCGACAUGAAGCCUGAGGAGAUUCGGGUUACACUGUGGAACAUGUGGGAUAUCAAGAAAGCACUCAUCAUGCUGGUCUCCACAAUCAGGUGGAGAUUGCAGGAUGUGAAGGUCGACGAUGAUAUUGUUAAGAAUGGCGAACUGGCUGCCCUACAGCAAUCGAAGAGCUCUGACCCUGAAGAGAAGAGAAAGGGCGAAGAGUUCCUGGAGCAGAUGCGCAUGGGCAAGGGCUACAUCCACGGUGUUGACAAAGAUGGACGGCCUAUCUGCGUUAUCAGAGUGCGCUUGCACAAGCAGGCCGAUCAGGGCACGGAUACCUUGGAUCGGUUUACUGUGUACACUAUUGAAUCUGCCCGGAUGAUGCUCUCGCCUCCAGUUGAAACAGCCUGUGUUGUCUUCGACAUGACCAACUUCUCUUUAGCAAACAUGGACUAUCAUCCAGUUAAAUUUAUGAUCAAGUGCUUCGAAGCUAAUUAUCCCGAAUGCCUUGGAGUUGUGCUUAUCCACAAAGCCCCUUGGAUCUUCUCCGGAAUUUGGAAUAUCAUCAAGGGCUGGCUUGAUCCCGUGGUUGCAUCCAAGAUCAACUUCACCAAGAAUAUCUCUGACCUUGAGAAAUUCAUCCCCAAGGAUCGCAUUUAUAAGGAGCUUGAGGGCGAUGAGGACUGGGAAUACAGCUAUGUCGAGCCCAAGGCUGAUGAAAAUAAAACGAUGGAAGAUACAGCCAAGCGGGAUGAGUUGAUCAAGGAAAGACAACAGCUUGCUCAAGACCUCCAAGAUACCACGAUUGAGUGGAUCACGGUCAGCAGGAAGAAGGACGAGGCGGCCACCAAGGCAGUGGUGGAGAAGAGAGAGGCGCUCAUUGAGCGAUUGAGGGUCCAAUACUGGCAGCUCGACCCGUACAUUCGCGCUACCUCGCUGUACGACAGACUGAACGUUCUCCAGGGCGGAGGAAAGAUUGAUUUCUAUCCGGCUGAAGCCAAAGCGAACGGAACUACUACGAACGGUGCCACGAAUGGCACCUCCCACUAGAUCGGGGUUUCCAGGUGUUUAGAUUUCAUUGAUAGAAGGCCAUUUAGGUAUUCGGAUCAUGCAUGUUUCU
Molecule: messenger RNA, 1423 nt
Organism: Aspergillus nomiae NRRL 13137
Lineage: Eukaryota; Fungi; Ascomycota; Eurotiomycetes; Eurotiales; Aspergillaceae
Product: CRAL-TRIO domain-containing protein
Exons: 5
Coding region: 1-1353 (450 amino acids)
Source: RefSeq, a predicted model, not a curated record